AUGGGCUCCCGCGCCGCCGCUGCCCCGGACCCCGAAGCCCAGUGGCCGGCCGCGCCCCCCGCCAGCUCCUGCCGCCCGCUGCCCUGGGCCCUGGGCGCAGCGCUGCUGCUGCUCGCGGGCACCUGCGCCGCCUGCGUGGCCCGAACCUGGGCGGUGCCGGGGACCCCCGCCUCGCCCAGCCCCGGCCCCGCGCCGAGCCCAAGACUCCGCGGGGACCCCGAGUUCCCGCUCGAUGCCGGCGCCGGCCUCCCCGACCCGCAGCAGGGCAUGUUCGCGCAGCUGGUGGCUCAGAACGCACUGUUGACCGACGGGCCCCUGCGCUGGUACAGCGACCCGGGCCUGGCAGGCGUGUCCCUGGCGGCGGGCCUGAGCUACGACGAGGACAGUCAGGAGCUGGUGGUGGCAGAGGCCGGCGUCUACUACGUCUUCUUGCAAGUGGAGCUGCAGCGCGUCGUGGCCGGCGCCGCCUCGGGCUCCGUGUCUCUGGCUCUGCACCUGCAGCCGCUGAGCUCCGGGGCCGCCGCCUUGACCCUGACCGUGGACCUGCCGCCCCAGCCGACUCCGAACUCGGCCUUCGGCUUCCGGGGCCGCCUGCUGCACCUGGGCGCCGGGCAGCGCCUGAGCGCCCACUUGAGGGCCGAGGCGGGGACGCAUUUCGCCUGGCAGCUCGCCCACGGCGCCACGGUCCUGGGCCUCUUUCGCGUGACCACCCAAGUCCCCGCCGGACUCCCCUCACCGCGGCCCACGUGAUGCCCGGCCUGGGUGCCACCCACCUGGACAGAGACGGAAUCCUGCUGUCCUUGCUUCGUUGUGGCCCCUGGUGCCGGGGCUCGGUUGCUCUACCUCACCCGGGGCUGGGCGGGGGUCUCCGCUGCUGACCCCUCCUCGAGGACUCUCUUCACCCACU
This is a messenger RNA of Cynocephalus volans (Philippine flying lemur), 907 nucleotides long. It is a transcript of the gene TNFSF9, whose product is annotated as TNF superfamily member 9. NCBI's taxonomy places the organism in Eukaryota, Metazoa, Chordata, Mammalia, Dermoptera, Cynocephalidae. Gene Ontology annotation, biological process: positive regulation of activated T cell proliferation; immune response; positive regulation of cytotoxic T cell differentiation. The record is from RefSeq and is a predicted model, not a curated record. The transcript is spliced from 3 exons. Gene Ontology annotation, cellular component: plasma membrane. Bases 1 to 750 code for a protein of 249 amino acids. Gene Ontology annotation, molecular function: tumor necrosis factor receptor binding.